This is a messenger RNA of Pomacea canaliculata, 9133 nucleotides long. Its product is annotated as zinc finger protein 532-like. Gene Ontology annotation, molecular function: RNA polymerase II cis-regulatory region sequence-specific DNA binding; DNA-binding transcription factor activity. Lineage: Eukaryota; Metazoa; Mollusca; Gastropoda; Architaenioglossa; Ampullariidae. The coding region runs from base 1255 to 5310 and encodes 1351 amino acids. Gene Ontology annotation, biological process: regulation of transcription by RNA polymerase II. The record is from RefSeq and is a predicted model, not a curated record. The transcript has 11 exons.
GGGGACUGCUCACUCCCUUUCAGCACAUUUAUGUAUUCAUCCACAUAGCAAGAAAAGUAAAAACUAUCAGCCGUUCAUCAAAAGCAAAGUAUUUGCAACCGAAAGGGUACACCAGAUGAACAUUAUUAAAGUUACAUUAUUAAUAAAACCAUUGCAGGUGGUUUUGUGAAAGCAGCUAAAGGAUAUUUUUAAUUACUUUUAUGGCCGUGAAUAGUCUUGACCUACCAGAACAUAAACAUCUGUUCCACCUUAUCUUUGGCUAAGACUGGAUGCUUAUGUCUUUCUAUGUACUUUACAAUCUUUACAAAUGUCGUGGCAAAGUCACUGAAGCUCAGCCUGUCAUAGGUGGUGUGCAUCUUUCACGUUUCUGGAAGCAAAAUUAUGUGACUAGGAAUAUGCUCUCAGAGUUGGACAGUGACCUAGUUUCGUAUAAUAACACAGCAUCACAUGUAAAGUGCUGCAGCUUGUACUUAUCCAGAGCUGAGGAUAUGGCACAGAACGGAUGCUUGAGUCCAACCUUAAAUGGAGGAUAUGUGCAUAGCCAAAAAGAGAAGGAAGGUAUAGAGAUAACAGAAUUUGCACCUCGUACUGAAGAGUGUGAAAUGAGCCUACCCAUUACGGAUGAAAUGACUGACAAGUCUGUUGACUGUUUAGACAGAGAUGUGGAUAGCCUUCUACCUGCAGACAAGGGCUCUCAUGACUCAAAAUCCAUAGACAGUUCUUUGGAUGAUCCAGUGUCUCAUCAGGAAGAAGACACCGAUUCUGACCAGUCGGAUGAAAAAAUAAUUACUCUUUCAGAGGAAGAUUUGUUUGCAGGUGAAGGAUCUUCGGAUUUAGUUAUCACAAAUGUCUGUUCUGUUAAAGACAACAGAGGCAGUGCCAUUCAUGAUAACCCAAGGAAUGUAGGUGCUACGUGCUCCGUUGCUUUGGACACAGUAGUAGUAAGCAGUGAUGAGUCAAAUGACAGAACUCAUGGUGAAAUACUUUCUGAUGCUAGAAAGACUAGUACCAAUGGCACUUCCAAGUUUCCAUCAUCAUCAGAUGUUUUAAAUUUCAGACAAGCUACUUUGAAAAAGACAACCAGCCACAGUGAGAUGGCAGAUAAAGAAUUAUCCUCAGUUGAUAAAUCUUUUAUAAAAUUGCCUGGAGCUUCUGCUAGCAUAGAUCAAAAAUCAUCUUGUUUGCUAGAAAAUUGUGUGUCAACAAACAUGUCAUGGUCAGCUAAGUCCCCAGCCACUGCUUCAGAGUGUACUAAUGGAGCUAAUUCGGAAAAAUGCAAAGUCCUAUCUUCAGAAAGUACACCUACCAGAAUGGCUUCUAGGCUUUUUGAAAGAAUCUCUUCUCCAAAAGAAAAGCAUGAGAGAUGGGGAUCAUUACAAAAGGAAGUGUGAUGGAUCUUCACCAUCUUUGCGUAUGUCUGAAGAAGGAGCCACUUUAGGAUCCUUUGCAGAAGUGAAGAGACCUAAAGCUGCAAUGCUGGCAUCUGCAGUGAGCAAUGAGCAUGCUGAAUGGCUUGGAAAUGGGAAGAGUAAAGAAAGUGCUCUCUGCAGCAGUGGCUCUACUUCAUCAGUUGUUUCAAAGGUAUUUUCUGAUUUGCCAUUUGCAAAACGUGUGCUUAAUGGAGAAGAAAAUAAGCUUGGGGACUCAGGUAAACAUCUAGGGAAAAAGAGAAAAGUGGGUGAAUUGCCAAACCAAUCACCAACUAGCUGUGGAAAUAUUAAGAGGAGUGAUGUUACCAUCUUGUCAGAUGUUUCAAGGCUGAUUGAAAAAGAAAAAUCUGGUGGUUUUGUUAAUAUUGGUUCGGUAUCAGACUCUUCAGUACCCUCAUGUAGUACUGGCAAUUCUGGAAAGCAGCAAACAGCUAGGAAAAAGGUCACCAAAUCAUCUCUUAACAGCAAAGUUGGCAUGAUGCAAGCAUCUUCAAAGAGUCAGCCUUUGCGAAUACUGCCUAGAGUCUUACCUGCACCAGCACAUGCAGAUUCAAACAGCAGUUUAAUGGUGGUACAUGUGAGAGACUCUAAUAUAGCUAAUGAAAGAAAAGAAAACACAACUAUAAGCUCAGCAGCUAUGCCAACUGCUACAUUCACCACAUUAGGAAGUGUCUCAGCACUAGGGACAAAUAGCUCUGCUGAGCAUUUUCUGUCUAUAUGUGGUCACUUAGUUAAUAUGGAGGAUUUUAAAAAGCUAAUCGACACUAACAUUAAAAAUGUUCCACAGAUUAUUCAGGUACCUCUGCCUGAUGGAACCUCUCGUUCAUUUACUGUUAUUUUUUCCCCAAAAAUUCAAACCCCAGAGACUAAUCAUACCACACAGGAGGGAAUAACUCCAGGAAAGCCAUCUCCAGCAAGUAGCACCAAUGCAUCUUCCAUUCCAGGAAAUAUCACUUUAUCACAUAGUGUACGUUCUUCUUUACCAAGCACCUUUCUUUUAGCUUCUCUGCCUUUACAAACAGUUGUGCCAGCAGUUUCAGCUCCUGCAGCAACAAAAACAGUUACAUCACAGGGGACAAAGCAUUCUGCGAUACUCCCAACCAUUUUCUCAAAGUCUUUGUCUCAUCCAAAGGGUGUUCCAAUGUCUUUUUCAAAAAAGACAACUGCACAGACAUCACAAUUCCGGAAGAUACAACCCAGGAUCCUUAGAAAAGCAGCCCCCAAGCAGAAUGGGACAAUGGCACCAGCUGCCGUAUCGUCAAAUUUGGAAGAUUCUGUUGCAAAGGAUAUAGAGUCUGACGUGACCAUUGAGGAUGUUUCAGUCUUGCUGCAGCGCACUAAUCCCAUUGCAACCUAUAUCUACGACCCAGGACAUCAGAUAUCCCACAUCCAAUCUUGCAUAGAAUGUGGAGACUCUUUCUCCACAGCUGCUGGCUAUACUAGCCACAUGAAUCGGAUGAGCAUCGUGAUCCGAUAUGCCUGUCGCUUCUGCUCUCUGGCAAUGGCUUUCUUCAACAAGUGUGCCUUUAUGUCUCAUCUACGCUUGCAUGCAGAUGCAGGGCAAAAUGAAGAGGACAGUGCAGCCUUCAAUCCCAAGAGCCACACCAUUUCUGUUUCCUCCCUGCCUAGCUUUCUGUUGCCUGCAGUUGGACCACAUGUCUUUGGUCCCACUGUCGAUGACCUGAAUGCGCCUAUUGACUGCUCAGAGUGUGGGUUAUCUUUACAGAAUGCAGAUCUACUUGCUGUGCACUUUGGUGCAAAUGUGCAGCAAUGCAACUUUCUGCAUACUUGCCAGUUUUGUGACAUGGAGCUUCCAAGUUCAUGUGCUUUAAAAGCCCAUCUUCGCCUACAUGACAACAACAGAUUGGUGCAUGCCAGGCCUCACUACGUCUGUCCUGAAUGCGGACUUUCUUUUCCUGCUCAAGCAUCUUUGUACCAGCAUCUGCUCUCAGCAUGCGUACACUUUUCACGCCUUGUUUGCCUUAAGUGCAAAAUAUGUGCAGAGAUUUUCUCUUCACAGUAUUCAAUGCGCUGCCAUCUUCUGCAACAUCAUAUUGAAGAGGCAGACCAUGAAGAGGAGCAUGUAUCUGCACGGUACAUCUUUGCCUGUAAUUUGUGCAAAGAUGUAGUGUGCCAUUUCCCAACUAAGGAUUGUCUUCGUAAACACUUCUCAAGCAUACAAAAUUGCUAUAGGUAUAAGUGUGUGAUUUGUUCCGCUGGUUUCAUCUUGCUGUCAGAACUGUGCCAGCAUAUAAACAUGAGACAUUCUUUGCACAGUGGCCCAUCAGAACAGGAGAAUACAAAUAGUACUAAGUUUAGGCCUGAUGCUUGCCUUCCUUUCAACAUGUGGCAAGUAGUUCGUCAGUCUUCAAUUGACGUGACCGUCAGCAAAUUGCUAGAUGUCAGAUUUACUCCAGGUGAUGAGGAUUCAUACAGAGUAUUGAACAUUUGGAAGAGUUUUCGAAAAAAGACAAAGUCCCCCAAAAACAUCAGAGUGGAUGCAUUUUUCUGCCCUUUUUGUGGCUUCACACCCUCUUCUAUUGCAUUAAUAAAGCAGCAUUUAAACUAUCAUCGAGUUUGGAAUAAACCUGUUUGCCAGAUAUGCUGGCGUGGGCAUUUCUUUACCAAAGUAGAUUUUCAAUAUCACAGUGAGCUUCACACCAGCAAAAGGACCUCCAACAUGAGAAGACAGAAUGGCAUCUCUCAAGAAGACUCCACAAUUUCAGAAGCUUCAUCAAGUCUUGUAAAGAUUUUAUCCUCAAACCCCAUCCUGGAUACAAGUCAGCCAGCAGUACUAAGUCAUAGUAGCAGUAAAUCGGAUGAGAGUAGCAGCUCCUCAAGUCUGUGUGACAAUGUGUCAUUAUCAUCAGAUGAUGAUGAGGAGGAGGAGGAUGGAGAAUGUGCAGGAAGAAGAUUGUUGAAGCUUCCACCUUUAUUAUUUGACCAUGACAGUGAAGAUCAGUCAUCCAGCAAGCCAUUCCACACCUGUCAUCUUUGUGGUUUAACCUACAGAUCUCAGGAGAUGCUCAGAAAUCAUUAUAGUCAUGCACACAUUGGCCAUAAGAAUGUUUUUGUCUGCUUGGUUUGUCGAAAGAGAAAAAAAGAGCGACCCUUCCCCAAGAAAGAUCUUCUUGUAAAACAUUGUAUUCGGAAGCAUCGUCUCUCAGCAAAAGAAGCAGAGAGAAUGGUUAGCAAGGAAGCAAUUCAACCACUUAUGCUUAUGCCAGGAGAGCUUUUUCCAGUUCCUGGUCAACAGCAGCAGUCACAAAACUCUGCUGCUAGGUCCAGUGCAGGCAGCAGAGAGACAGCUCCAGUCAAACGCUUACGUGUGACAGGAGAUACAAGGCAGGACUUCAUCUGUGCUAAGUGCAGUUUUUCUACUGGCAUUAUGGCAGAAUUUCGGUCCCAUAUUAUUACACACACAGUAUCAAACUGUGUGCAGUGUUUAGAGUGUGGUCUGUCAUUCAGUGUUUUGACUUCACUGAAGAAACAUCUGUUCAUGGUGCAUCGUAUCCUGCAGCCAGACAGGUAUGUUGAGGAAAAUCAGAUCAGGAUGACUGAGCCAUCAGAGGAAGUGUCCACCCAUCUGAACCUUUUCCAAAGCUUUCAUCAAAAGGAACUUCACAACUUGAACCCUGAAAUGUUUCACGAAGCCAUGGACAGGCCAGAGGUAACAGAGCCUCAGAAGAGUGAGAAUCCAUUGGAAUGUACAGUUUGUUACCGUGGGUUUGAAUGUGAGAGUCAGUUAAAGACACACAUGAGAACACAUGGCAUGGCUUUCAUACGAUCCCGACGAACCAGAAAGAAAGAGCACAACAGCAGAAAUGAAGAGGAGACAAAAGUUAGUGAAGCUUUGGCAGACAGCAAGGUCACUAUCUAGAUGUCAGCAGCAGCUGAAUGUCUUCUGCAUACCUUUACUCUUUGAUUCUGCUAUGCUGUUUAUUUCUAGCUUCAUCAAAACUUCCUGAAAAAAUUUGCAGGAAUUGAAUAUAACUUGGCAGUGCGUGUGUGUGUUUAUUUGUAUAUACACGUGCACACACAUCUGCAUAUUCAUACUUGCAUAUAGAUUUCCAAUUUUAUUUUCUCAGUUUCUGUUUAUGGCACUGCCAGGUAUCAGGGAAGAAUGUAUAGUUCUUGCUUAUGUUUUUAAAGUGAUGAAUUAGAGAAAAGCUAAUGACAUGUGCCUUUAUAAACAUUCUUACUUUGGGUGUACUUUUGACAUCCACAAUUGUCAGCAUCCUUGCUUAAACGACUCUGGCAAAGAACAUGUCUAUGCAUCUUGGCUUUUACAGUUACAUAAAACAUGAAGAAACUUUUUAUUGGUACUGAUACCAGAUACAGAUUGCCUUUUCUGUUGACUAUUUGGCAGUGUCAUGCACAAAUCUGUGUGAUUUUUUCAGAAUAUCUUUUACAUCUUAGUUCUCAUUUUUUGCACCAUAGUUUAACAGCUUCAGUGCAUUGCAGUGGAGAAUAAUACAAAGGGAAGAAUCUCAUACUUUAAUCAUGGGCUGUUUUUCUCUUAGAAUCCUCUCCCUUGACCAUUUUUUUCCUCAUCUUUCUGGUUUUUCCUAUUUGGCUAUUUGAUUGUAAAGGAAAAUAAAGUGCACGAGAGCCUCACUGGAGAGAAUGCAUGAGAUGCUUCGGUGUACAAAGCAGGAAAUAAAUCCUAGUAGAUGCAUCUUCAUACUUCUCAUUUGUGAACUACUGAUGUAUUUUGUGCUUUGUUGGUAGAAAUUUUAUAUGAAAAUCACUAUUAUUGACAUUUUUUUUAAUGUAUUGCUGCUGAAAAAAAAAUUAAGGAAAAGCUCAUUGUUACACGAAUCAUUGAGUAUUUUAUGAAAUGUUCUUUAAUAUUUGAGUUAGUUAUAAUUGUUUCUUUUGCGGGUUUGUAGGUGUUUGAAUUUAAUGUGCGUUAGUGCAAAGUACCUACAAUGUUACCGAGGCGUAUGCAUAAUCAAGCCAGGUGUAAAAGAGAUCAGCUGCUGUUGUACAUCACCAUACAAUGUGCACAAUAUCUUACUAAGCAUCAUGUGAAUAAGUAACACUUGGUUGUAGUUGAUGGAUAUGUAUUCUCAUAUUUCUUCAUACUUAUAUCAAAAAUGCGUGAGAAUAUUUUGUUUCAAAGUUUGCAGAUAUGGGAGUUUUCCCAUCAGUUGACAUGAAUUCCUUUAGCUUUUUGUUGUUCUGUAAGCAGGGCACCAGAUGCUACCUGAAUAGUUAACACAAAGCCAUCGGCUAAAAUGAUCAUAAUUUAUAAGCAUUUUAUUUACUUCUUUUUAACCAUCUAACUAGCAGUAAUUCCAGCAACAUGCUGUGCACAUAGCAAUAGGUUUGAAGCUUGGAACUUGUAGAUGAGUAUCAUGCAAAUUUCUGAAGUGAAGUCUGAGGUAUCAGAACAUGUAAAGAAUGAAGAAACUGGAUGUUUUAAGCUAGAUCUAGCUAUUAUAUAUCAUGUGAAAUUAAUAUAGUUUAUGAUACUCACAUAUGUUAACCUAGUAAUGUCAAGAAUACUUUUAUGUUUAGAUCCUUUCUCCCUUCUAAAUUGGAUCUUAGUCUUUUUAACAGCAUGCUGCUGACUGCUUAUGUAUGUUGUUUAGUGUGAGAUGUCUCCAGUCAAGAAAAGGGUAGUCCAUUGGCAUAAAAGUUAGCACCUGUCACCAGUACAUUAAGAGUUGGUUGACCUGAGUUCAGCUCAUCUUCUUGAGCACACUGUUUUUCCUCUACAUGUGCCAUCUGUUUACAGGGCUGGCUGCCUUGCUGUGAUAUAGCCUUAGUUGCUGGCUCAGCAUAAAACACCAAUGCCCACCACCACUACCUUCAGUCAAGAAAAAGGUUUUAUUCCUCUUGAUCAACCACUUAAUAUGAUAGUGUGUUUUCUCAGACUUUGUUUUUUUUUUCUUUUUGCAGGGGUAGGUCAGGAUAGAGUCCCUUCAUCAACAUAUUAAGCACCAGCAUUGCCAAAUGGUCUGAUACUUUGAUUCUAAUUUGUGAAUUCAGAAUGCCUGCCAUUACAAUGAGAGUACAGUAUUAUGAUUGUGGUAUGUUCAGUGUAUGAAGGAAUUUCCUGGAGUUUUCUUAUAGAUUUAUUGCACUUCAUAUGUUGCAUGGGACCCAUAUAUCAAUGAUUGUCCUUAAUCUGCAUAAAUUGUGCUGUUGAUUUAGCUUAAGCAUUAAAGUUUCAUUUUUUUUUAAAUCAUUUUUUUCAGGACUAUUGCCAUUAAUUCUUUCAAGAUUCCUCCUUUUUCCUGCUCACAUAUGCUGUUCUCAUUUCCCACCUUAAACCUUUCAUCUGCUUCUGCCAGUUUGCAACAAAAAUCGGCAUGCAAAGUGCUCAUCAGUGUUGUGGGCAGAAUGAAUUAUUAUAAAGAGAUAUUUCCUUUUGCUGGCAUGUUUUCAAAAGUGCAGUGAAUAUUAACACAAGUCAAUGCUAAAAACAAUACAUAGUGCAAUACUAUGUUUCUUUUUUAUUAGAGACUAUAACGUGAAUGUCAUCAAGCAUUCGGGACAUCUUGCCAACAAUUUCAAUAGCUAUGCAGGUAGAAAAUGUUUUAAAUCAUGUGGAGUCACAAUCCAUUAAUGCUUGUGUCCUCUUUUCAUGUACAAGGAUACCAAUAAAAUUUUGCUCAACAGGUUUGUGGACAAGGAGAAUAAAUACAUGCAUAUAAAUAAAAAUCUGGUGUGAUUUGGUUUUCUGGGAUUGUCUCAGUCAGCCUGACAAUUUUAUAAUGGCUGAAUUUUGCAAACAGAAGAAUCAAAACUAGCAGAAAGUGCAAGUUAUUGACUUUAUUUUCAUACUUUCUAAUACAGUUCUAAAAUCAAAUUGUUUACAACUUCAUGCACACUAUGUAUGCAUACAUGUGAACAAAAAUAAAUAUGCCAUGUUUAAGUAACUGUACAAUUGAAAUUGGUGCUGUCAUCAUUUAAAGCUAAGUUAUGCUUUUUUCUCUACCAGUUAUUUCAUUUUUCUUUAAUUACAAAACCACUUUGAAACAAAUAAUGACCACAACCAUAUAUGUUUACAUUUCAUUUGCUUAUUAACUUGCAUCAUACCAUUCACAUCUCACAAAGCGGCAUGUAGCUUACCAAAAGAGAUUCAAAAUUAUGCAAAGACAGUUUUGUGCCAUCUUUUUUGCACAUAAAUAUUUAGUUGCCAAAACAGUGCAAGGGACCUGGAACGCACUUGUUUAGAAAAAAUAAAAUGGGCAAGAUGUUGGUAAUGAUUGUGUAAACCAUUUAAUGCUGAAGUAUCAAGUGUGCAAAUUUCGAUUAUGCAUGAUUUUAAACGAAAACUUUGUGUAUGUGUUCACAUGUUCAUUGAUGUUUGUAGCUCCAAAAUAAUUCAUCCACUCAUUUGCACACAUGCAUCCAAAGAGCUAUGUACAUCUGGAAAAAAAAAUUGCUUUGGUUAUUCUAUCACAUAACUUGACACAAAAAGUGCAUGGGCUUCUUUAAACUUGAAAAGUAUUUUGGAAUUCUCUUUGAUCCUAUCAAAAUCCUAAACUUUCUUCACUAGAUGUGUGGCAAAAAUGGAUAUAUUGUUUAAUAAGUGGAUAUGUUGCUGUUUAAUACAUUAAAAAUAAUGGUAAAACUAAAAAUCGUAUCUCCUGCUCAGCAAAAGUAGCACCAGUCAGAGCUAUGUCCAUGCUGAGCAGCUAGAGUACAUAAUUUUCAUAAUAUAAACAUGCAUGUACAAAAAUAUUACU